UAUCAUUCAUUGUUUGAUCACAGUAGUGAAACAACCAAUUAUACAAAAUGUUCGCUAAGGUAUUGGCUCUCUGUGGUUUGGUGGCGGUGUGCCAGGCAGGUCUGCUGCCCGCCCCAGUGCACUACUCCUCCGCCGCCGCUGUCUCCUCGCAGAACAUCGUGCGUCACGACCAGCCUGCCCAACACGUGGCAUACCACGCUGCCCCCGCCGCGGUCGCUUACCAUGCUGCCCCUGCUCCUAUUGCCUACCACGCCGCUCCCGUCGCCCGUGUUGAAGAGUUCAACGCUCACCCUCAGUACGAGUACAACUACUCAGUAGCUGACGGGCACACCGGUGACAACAAGUCCCAGCAGGAGUCCCGCGACGGCGACGUCGUGCGCGGCUCGUACUCCUUCCACGAGGCCGACGGCUCCGUCAGGACCGUGCAGUACUCCGCGGACGACCACAGCGGCUUCAACGCGGUGGUGCACAACUCGGCGCCCACAGCCGCGCCUGCGCACUCCGCGCCACUCACUACCACUGAAGCAUCUCACUAG
Messenger RNA from Helicoverpa armigera (cotton bollworm), 536 nucleotides. RefSeq names its product larval cuticle protein A2B-like. The transcript has 3 exons. The record is from RefSeq and is a predicted model, not a curated record. Gene Ontology annotation, cellular component: extracellular matrix. Bases 48 to 536 code for a protein of 162 amino acids. Lineage: Eukaryota; Metazoa; Arthropoda; Insecta; Lepidoptera; Noctuidae.